Messenger RNA from Diuraphis noxia (Russian wheat aphid), 2559 nucleotides. RefSeq lists its product as uncharacterized. Lineage: Eukaryota; Metazoa; Arthropoda; Insecta; Hemiptera; Aphididae. Gene Ontology annotation, molecular function: G protein-coupled receptor activity. Gene Ontology annotation, biological process: establishment or maintenance of epithelial cell apical/basal polarity; heterophilic cell-cell adhesion. The record is from RefSeq and is a predicted model, not a curated record. Gene Ontology annotation, cellular component: plasma membrane; protein-containing complex.
GGUUCGUCUAGCAUUUGCUUACAGCAAUGCAAUAUUAACAAAGAUGAUAUUGAUACAACUACUGAUAGUCCAUGUCCUUGUAACUUGUAUAAAAAUCACUCAACACCCAUAGAUUCUGUACGUUAUCAUGCUGCUAUCAAAUUAGUGAACAUAUCGGCUAUUGUAAAUGAAAAUCUCAAUGAAUUUUUACAACUUAAAAUUUUAAAAUAUUUCAGAAAACAUUUGAAAUCAGUGACUUCACAUGAGCCAUACGAUUUAAGAAUAACAUCAAUUUUACACAAAACUGGAGAUGUCCACUUUGAAUUUUACUCUCGUAAAUCGGAUCAAAAAAUUGUACAAGACCUACUGAAUCAUAUGAUAGCAAAUGGCUCUCUGCCUGGACCAGGGACUGUGCCAUUGGUGAAAACCGCUCUAUCUUUUCAGCAGGAACCAUCGUUAUGGUUAAGUAAAAUGGACGUGAACAAAAAUCGAGAUUCAAUACCCGAAGGAGAACCAUUUAUUAUAUCUUGCAUAGCCCAAGGACCAMCAGAURUGCGAUUCAAAUGGUUUAAAGAUGGAAUCCCAAUUAAUACGUCAAUAUCAACCAGAAACAUUUGGACGAAAAUCAAGAAGAUUGACAAACCCGAUUACAAGUCUUCCAUGUUGGUGAUCGAACACGCUGACAUCCUGGAUUCUGGAAAAUUUACGUGCCAGGURUCUGACCACUCACACCAGCAGUGUCAAUCAGUAGCGUUAACCGUGAUUCCUCUGCCAGAAGUCAUAAUGAAACCAUCCAUAACGGUCAAGCCGGGAGACAACGUAAYGAUUAUGUGUUUUUUGAAAAACGAAUUCACAAAGUUUGGGAACACGUGGCUGGAUAGUGACAUGCAUUUGGUGAAGAUCGACAAAAAUGUGUACUGGGAAGACUUGCACCGUGGCGGUAGUGUACUUUAUGUGAAGAACAUAACGUCGUCAGCCGAGUACAGGUGCGAAGCUUCUAACCGGGCRGGCAGACGUAACGCCACCGUUUACGUGGACGUCCUCAACACGAACGUGAUGGCGCAUUGCGUUUCGGACGGCGUGUGGCCGCUGACGGGUGCCGGCAAAUCGGCGUCCAUGGAAUGUCCGAAAAAUAGGUCGACCAGUUACGCGACACGUGCGUGCGUGCUGACCGCGGCCAAUCGAACCGAGUGGCAGAAAGCCGACUAUUCGCGGUGCGCACCGGACGACCUAAACAAAAUCACCAUGAACUUCCGUAAAAAAACGUUGGGAUACGAUAAAGUCAACGUGACGGUCACAAAAACGUUGAGUUCACUUUAUAGUGAUCUUCAUUCCACCACCAAAUGGUAUCCGGGCGAGGGUGAGCCCGUUAUCGAUUUCCUCGUGUCCGUCACGGCGUACUUACAGAAAUCGUACGAUUUAGGCGACCUAGACCAAGCUACCAUAAGCUUUGACAAUAUACUCAGCAUGCUGUUGGAAAACGAUUCGGUGGUCAACGAAAAGAAAAUCAUUCAGCUUUUGGAUAUGAUCGAAACGUGGACGCUUUUAAAAGCAUUUUACUUGUUCACCAACAAAGGAACAAAACAGUACACCAACCAGAUCGAAAAUAUACAUAUCGCGUCCGCCUCGGAAGUAGUGAUAACUCACAGCAGAAAUAUAACGCACCGAUUUUACGACAAACAGACCAUUAGGCCCUCACAACAACCAAAAGUAAUCGUUUCCAUGUGCGACGUUCAAAUCGACAAAUGGAUAAACAAAUCGUUCAAUGUAGGAGUCACGACGUUYAGUAAUCUAUCGGAGUUUUUUCCGAGAAAAUAUUUCAUAAACAAGAGCAAAGACGGAGAGAUCGAGUACGGCGUGAUGACGUCACUGGUUUCGAUCAGUUUGGCACAGGAUGGUCAACGGAUACGUAAACACUGGCCGAAAAUCGUUACCGAAUUGGAAUUCAACCUUAUGUUACCGUGGCUGGUGAACGGAACGUGGAACGUAACGUGUGUGACCAUGGCCAAGCUAACCGAUCAACAGUGGGACAUGUCAUCUUGCCGAGUGAUGAACGUCUGGUCACCAUCGUCCAACGUUACCCGUUGCCACUGCCCGUCAGCCGGUCUGUUCACCGUACUCGCUAGAGUGGUGCCGCUGGACGAUGGAGGUCAAAGUACUUCAAAACAAGAUGUGAUUAUCGURUUCGGGUGUGCCUGUUGCCUAGUACAAUCGGCGAUGUCUCUGAUGCUGCUGGUCACUCAAUGGGUUAGACACCCGACGUGCAUUGUUUACUUGAAGAUACAGCUGUGCUUUGCAAUUAUAAUCCAGAUGUCCAUGUUUCUGUACACAACAAAAAAUAACGAUUAUGGAUAUUUUUCACUGUACUUGCAAAUAGUGACCAUAGUGGAGAUAACGUCGCACUUGAGUCAGUUGCUCAUCGUCUAUACGGAGAUAAUUAGUUUCCCGCAGUUUUCCAAUAUUAAACUUCCCAUUAUUGGGGUAGCGACAAGUGAGGAUAAUUUAUCUAUUAGUAACACGCGAGAUGUGUUUUUUUUUUUAUCUUCUCCAUUUGGUGAUAAAUCCUAUAAUCUUAAAUAA